AUGGAAGAUUCCCCCGUCCGUUUCCGAUAUCUGCUGGCUGUCAUGUGUGUAGCAGAGUGUCUGCUUCUUGGAGGACUCAACUACGGCUGGGGGUCACUGGUUUUCGUGCUCAAACUGGAGGGAUUUUUCCUGGACGUCUGCCCGGGGAACCACACCGUUGGCUCUUUAAAGAGCCCGUGGCCUCUGUACCCAGGCCUGUCCCUCAUGGGCGCCGGUGGUCUGUCUCUCUACUGCCUAGACCAUCAGGUGGCGCAACUCUUCCCUAAGGGCGGCCUCGUCUUUGUGGCGCUGGCAGCUGGCUCUCUGGACACGUCAGCCGGGAUGCAGCUUCUAGUCAAACUCCUCUACGAGGCCGGUGUGAGCAGACGCGCGUGCUACAUAGGCCUGGCCGCCUUGUGUCUCUUGCCCCUGCUGACGACAUUCCUCCUCUUUCCCAAAGGCUUCGUCCGACCCGUACUGGACACGACAGAUAAUAGUGGUCAGGGCGAGGAGGGCACGGGGGAUGGUCAGUCAUCAAAGUCCAGGCCCCGUGACAAAUCAGGUCAUGACAAUGCCAGCUACACCAAAGACGGUGAAGAAUUCUCUCUCGGUUCGGGACAACAGUGGCCUGUCAAGGUGUACUCCUCGGGUGUUGAGUCGCUGGCGAAAUCGGGGAACGAGGUUUUAUCACAGACUUCUUAUUCAGACAUCUUGCCAAAACAUAACGAAACGGGUGAGGGAGACGACAAAGGGGAUAAGCCUCAUGCUGUGAGCGCAUGUAUUGCUAAACCCAGCGGUGACGUAACACAUCACACGAAACAUAGCGAUGAUGUUCCAUUUCCCACUAAACCCAGCGAUGACGUCACGCCUGAAACUAAAUCCAGCCAUGACGUCACACAUAACACUGGACUCAACGGUGACGUCGCUCAUCACACUGAAAUCAACGGUGAUGUCACACGUCACACAGAACUCAACGACGACGUCACAAAUGCUACUAGCCCUGGCACUGACGUCACUAGCGGUCUGGCGGACAAUGUGUCGAUGCGCGCUGUUUUUCUGUGUCCUCGCUACCUCCUCCACAUGCUGUGGUGUGUCCUGGGACAGUUUGCCUUCUUUGCUUUCUUCUCCUCCAUCAACAUGAGGCUUGAGAUACUGCUGGACACAAUACAACAAGACCAGCAUCUUCUGCGUCUGCCUCGGCGUGGUGACCUACGUCCAUCCCCUCUACAUCUGGUGUACACGUCAUCGCACGUCACAGACUGA
This is a messenger RNA of Aplysia californica (California sea hare), 1242 nucleotides long. RefSeq lists its product as uncharacterized. NCBI's taxonomy places the organism in Eukaryota, Metazoa, Mollusca, Gastropoda, Aplysiida, Aplysiidae. The record is from RefSeq and is a predicted model, not a curated record. The transcript has 5 exons. The coding region runs from base 1 to 1242 and encodes 413 amino acids.